Messenger RNA from Tachysurus vachellii, 1075 nucleotides. RefSeq names its product RNA polymerase II subunit C (gene polr2c). The record is from RefSeq and is a predicted model, not a curated record. Bases 117 to 944 code for a protein of 275 amino acids. Gene Ontology annotation, biological process: DNA-templated transcription. NCBI's taxonomy places the organism in Eukaryota, Metazoa, Chordata, Actinopteri, Siluriformes, Bagridae. The transcript has 9 exons. Gene Ontology annotation, cellular component: RNA polymerase II, core complex. Gene Ontology annotation, molecular function: DNA-directed RNA polymerase activity; protein dimerization activity.
AAUGAUCCUAUCGUGCCAUCAUUGGGGAGAAAAACGGCAUUAUUGUUGUUGUGUGGAAUUUAAACCGCGUUUGUUUUGUUUUUAGCUCUUAAAUAGAUGUUUAAUUAUUGUUGAAGAUGCCGUACGCCAACCAGCCGACGGUGAAAAUCACAGAGCUGACGGACGAAAAUGUGAAGUUUGUAAUUGAGAACACGGACCUAGCAGUUGCCAACUCUAUCAGGCGAGUGUUUAUGUCCGAGGUUCCAACUAUCGCAAUCGACUGGGUUCAGAUCGACGCCAAUUCUUCAGUUCUUCAUGAUGAGUUCAUCGCACACAGAGUGGGGCUCAUACCGCUGACCAGUGAUGACAUAGUAGACAAAAUGCAGUAUUCAAGGGACUGCACGUGUGAUGAUUUCUGUCCAGAGUGCUCAGUGGAACUCACACUGGACGUGAGAUGUACGGAAGAUCAGACACGUCACGUGACUUCACGGGAUCUGCUGUCUAAUAACCCUCGAGUUAUCCCUGUGACAUCCAGAAGUCGAGAUAACGACCCCAAUGACUACGUAGAGCAGGACGACAUCCUGUUGGUGAAGCUGCGAAAGGGCCAAGAGCUCCGACUCCGAGCAUACGCAAAGAAGGGCUUCGGCAAGGAACACGCCAAGUGGAACCCGACAGCAGGGGUGGCCUUCGAGUACGACCCAGAUAACGCUCUGAGACACACAGUGUACCCCCGUCCUGAGGAAUGGCCGAAGAGCGAGUACUCCGAGCUCGAGGAUGAAGAAGUUCAAGCUCCAUACGACCCCAACGGCAAACCAGAGCGGUUUUACUAUAACGUGGAGUCGUGCGGUUCUCUCCGGCCCGAGACGAUCGUGAUGUCCGCACUCGCCGUGCUAAAGAAGAAACUAAGCGACCUGCAGACUCAGCUGAGCCACGAGAUCCAGAGCGACGUCCUCACCAUCAAUUAAGCGGAGUUGAGAGCGAGAGUUGUGGACAGAUGAUGUACAGCAGGAAGCGGGUUUAUAUAUUUUGUACUAUAUGGGCUGAUGAGGAGCUCUUACUGACGAAUCCACGAAUAAAUUUUCUUGAUAAAUGCAAA